Molecule: messenger RNA, 1098 nt
Organism: Dioscorea cayenensis subsp. rotundata (Guinea yam)
Lineage: Eukaryota; Viridiplantae; Streptophyta; Magnoliopsida; Dioscoreales; Dioscoreaceae
Exons: 1
Coding region: 1-1098 (365 amino acids)
Source: RefSeq, a predicted model, not a curated record
AUGGGUGGUUGGGGUAUUCUUAAUCUUCGCUUCUUUAAUAAUGCCCUUCUCGCCAAAUGGUGGUGGAAAAUUUUCGCUGGGCAUUGCUGGUCCAAAAUCAUUCACUUCAAUUACCUUAGUGGAGGUCCUCCUGGGCCACUCUUUCAUUCCCCGCCAAGGAACAAAUCCUUUUUUUGGGCUGGCAUCACCCCAUUACUUCCUGCUUUCAGAGCCUGUACUUCAAAAAAAAUACUCAAUGGGGCCUCUACCUUCUUCUGGUUUGAUAACUGGCUAGGCGGCCGAGCUCCUAAAGAUAUUUGGCCUGAUCUUUUUAACAAUUGCCUGACACCCUGGACCACCACCAGACAUUUUUACCAGAAUUCUUCCAUUCUCGCUUCUUUUUUCCACGAAACUACUAUGGAAGAUCUCUUUCCCAUUAUUCAGUCUAUUCCAGAGUGCUCCUCUUCCCAGGAGGAUUUGUACAUUUGGACCUUAGAAAGAAAUUGUUCCUUCUCGGUUCGCUCCUUCUAUAAGUUCCUUGUUGAUGGUGGUUUGCGCACACCACUUUAUCCCUUAUUCUGGAAAGUGGAUUGUCCCAGCAAGGUCACACUUUUCUGUUGGCUUGCUAAUGAUAACAAAAUUCCAUCUAUGUCCAACCUUGCUAAGAUUGGCUGUAACUUUCAGAAUGCAACAGAUACAUGUGUCUUGUGCUACAACAAUUCUGAAACUGUUGACCAUCUUCUGAUUCACUGUGAAUUUGCUUCCCGUAUCUGGGCGUUCUAUGUGAACAAUCUACAUUUACUUACAACUCCAAUUUCGCUUGAUCAAGUUUGGAUAACUUGGAUUCCUUCCCUGGAAGCGCAUAGGCGCACCUUCUGGGAUCUCCUUACCAGAGCAAUUUUCUGGAAUAUUUGGUUGGAAAGGAAUAAUAGAAUAUUCAAUCUUGCCUUUCUUUCCACUACUGCAAUCUUGUUUAAAACUUCUCAUAUGCUUAUUGAUUGGUGUUCUGCAGCUAGGGAUCCUACUCUGCAUGUUUCCAGUGAUUCCAUACAAUCCGUCAAGCGUUCUCUCGACUUCCUGAGCGCCAGAUCAGCGGACCUCGCCAGCAACUCGAUCUAG